CCCCCCCUUCUAAUAAAACUCUGCAGGGUGUAGAGGAGUCUUGAAUUCACCCGAGCAAUAUCAGAGAUCGGUUUCAUCUGCUGCGUUAGUCGAGAUCGAGAUAAUCAUGCAGAAGGUCGAGAUCGUGUUACUCGGCGUCGCCGGUUUACUGGCCGUUGCCACGGCAAAUCCACAAUCUUUGGGUGACUUUAUCACGUUCAAAAAUGGCCGGUUCGGAGUAAACUUCGGUGGUUACCACGCAGAAGCUGGUUUAGGGGGACUUCUAGGCGGAGGUCGUACGGCUGGUGGCCUUGGGGCGAGCGCCGGAACGCCAGAUGGAGCCCACGCAGAAGCGGGUCUAGGAGGUCUUCUGGACGGGGGUGGAUUUACCGGUGGUAAGCUGCACGCGAGCGCCGGACUUGGUCACGGAAAUCCGGAAGCCGCUGCGGGUCUUGGGGGCGAAUUGAACGGACGUGGAAGUCUUCAGGGAGGAUUAUACGCGGGUGCGACAGCCGGUGGUGCCGAAGCAGGAGUAUCUAAAACCAUAGAGAGCAGUUCCCACGUUUCCAGCUCGUCUAGCGCCGCUGGAUUUUCUGAAUCUAUAAUCCCAGCUACUUCGAACGUGGGAGUGCACAAGAGUGUCGAUACUUACGUCUCCCAUUUUCCACCACCACCACCACCGCCGAACGUAUUCAGCAAAAGAGUCGAGACUCACGUAUACCAUCCGGCACCGGUAGCGACAAAAACAAUCCAGACUGAGACGUUCGCAGCACCCGCGAAUGUCGUCGCCGUCGAAGAAAAGCUCAAGACGAGAGUCACGCCCAAGAAGCAAAAGACUCGAGUGUCGACGGUUGUUACGAGUAGAUUCGGGCCAGAUGUCGAAACUGGUUCGGUAUCGAAUCAGAAGGCAGUUCAUCCAACGGCGAACUGGAACUUCCAGAAGUAUUUCCAGGCACAAGCACAGCCGGUCCAUUAUUCCAACGCCUUCGCCACCGGAGGUGCUUCCGCAUCGGCUGGGAUCGGGGGUCACGUAGGAGCUUAUGGGGGAGGUUACGGGGGCGCACGUUACGGGAGUAGUUACGGAACUGGAAAUUAUGGACAAAAUUUAUACUUUUUGAAGCCACAGCCCAACUCUCAGCUCUUCGACGAUAUUUUCAACAUUCCGAUCUCGACACUCACCGCGGUUAACCAGCUUCUGAGAAACAAGGCCGGAAAAUAAAAUAUCUUCGAUGCGAAAACCAAGCAGCUUAUUUUCCACAACUGAAAAAUUUCAGCGAUUCACGAGCCAUGUAAAAAAUCGCAGAAGUUAUCGGGUCAAUUUCAUUUGCGACUCGUAGGUUUAAAUACCCGACGAAACAGAUGACCCUCUUCUAUACCAUGAUAGAUAAUCCAGAAUCAAUAGAUCGGGAUAUUAUUGUUCCAUGACGUGUGUCAGGAAGGAGCUUGUGACCAUAAGAUUUGUAUAAGCGCGACUAUUUUUAAGAUUGUUGACACACAAUUUUUUAUGUAUUAUACUGAUUUACAUUUAAAGUUCUUUUGUUUACUACCUUUGAACUUAAAUGAAACAAUUUUUAUGUAA
Molecule: messenger RNA, 1558 nt
Organism: Athalia rosae (coleseed sawfly)
Lineage: Eukaryota; Metazoa; Arthropoda; Insecta; Hymenoptera; Athaliidae
Exons: 5
Coding region: 107-1198 (363 amino acids)
Source: RefSeq, a predicted model, not a curated record